Molecule: messenger RNA, 4764 nt
Organism: Lethenteron reissneri (Far Eastern brook lamprey)
Lineage: Eukaryota; Metazoa; Chordata; Hyperoartia; Petromyzontiformes; Petromyzontidae
Gene: PAM
Product: peptidylglycine alpha-amidating monooxygenase
Biological process (GO): peptide metabolic process
Cellular component (GO): extracellular region; membrane
Molecular function (GO): copper ion binding; peptidylglycine monooxygenase activity; protein binding
Source: RefSeq, a predicted model, not a curated record
GAAUCGAAUCGAUUGUUUUAAAAUCGAAUCUUGAAAAAGGAAUCGAUUCCGUGUGUUUUUUUCUCUCUCUCUUUAAAAGACCCAAAUCCAUCUGUGUUGCCUGAGAGCCGGGCACUAUUGAACACUCCUCAUUCAGGGAGGCGGCGGCUGAGGAGAGCUCGGAGGCCAGGAGAUUCGGAGUCGGGGAGAGCGCCGGGGUGAGGUGGCGAUGGCUCGGCCGCUCCUUUGUCUCGCGCUCGUCACGGCGGCCGUGCUGGGGCCGGACUGCUCCACCAGCUCCAUCCUCCAGAGCCGCUCGCUGGCGGACGGCCACUGCCAGGGCAACCACCGCCUGACCCCGAGGAGUCGCUCGGACUUUGAACUCGCCGUGAACAUGCCCGACGUUCGCCCUCGCCAGGCCGACACAUAUCUCUGCACGGCCGUCCCCAUGCCGGCCAAGCAGCUGUCCUACAUCGUCGACUUCGAACCUCAGGCCGUGCCAGGCGUGACACACCACAUGCUUCUGUUCGGCUGUGAACUACCGGCAUCUUCCAAGCUAUACUGGAACUGUGGCUCCCGCGCAGGUCCCUGUGCUGACGAAGCGAAGAUCGUUUACUCGUGGGCACACGACGCCCCGGCCACUCGCCUGCCGCCUGGCGUGGGCUACAUGGUGGGCGGACACAGUCAGAUCGGGUACCUGGUGCUGCAAGUUCACUACGGCUCCAUCUCCGCGUUCACACGAGGUGGGCGCACGGGGGACUGCUCCGGAGUGAAUCUUCACAUGACGAUGGACAGGCAGCCGCUGCUGGCUGGCAUGUACAUGCUCAUGGCUCCCAACGUAGAGAUCCCCCCCGGACUGGAUGGCGUCAACGCGGACGUGGCGUGCUCCUACGGCCACAAGUACCCCAUCUACCCCUUCGCCUACCGCGUGCACACCCACAGCCUUGGGCGGAUGGUGAGUGGCUAUAUCAUCCGCAAAGGGAAGUGGAUCCCCCUGGGAGAGAAAGACCCCCAGAAACCUCAGGCGUUCUAUCCGAUCGCGCGACCCCUGGAGAUCAUCCCCGGCGACACGGUGGCGGCGCGGUGCGAAUUCAGCGGGAGAGGACGCAACAGCCCAACCUUCAUCGGCUCCACGUCUCACGACGAGAUGUGCAACUUCUACGUGAUGUACUCCGUCGACGCCGACGUGGGCGACCCCUUCAUGUCGUGCACCAUGGAGGCGCCCGCCGCGCUGUCCCGGAGUUUCCCGGCGUCCCUCGCAGCCGCCGGUGGCCGAUCGGCGGCGGCGGUGGCGACGGCGGUGGGUGGCGGUGGAGUGGGGGGUCCGCGCCGGGUGGGGGCUCCCGGCUACGGGACGCUCUCCCGUCCGCUCGCGGCUGUGGCCGGAAGACCCGACGUGGACAGUUACCAGGCACUGGCCUGGAGCCGCAACGCCAUCCCCGGUUAUCAGACGGCCAAUCGGCCCGGGGUGACGCGCGCUCACGCCAACGUGCCGUGGGACUCGGCCACCGCUCUGGAGAGGAAGCUCGCGGAGCGGCUGGCGAGACGGAUCCUGAUCCGACGGAUCCUGGAGCAGCUCCCAGCACCGAGGCCGAGAAAACGAGAAGAGGAAGAGGAAGCAACAAGUCCAGAGGAGCUGUCUUCUCUCAUCUCGCGCCUGCUCACGGAUCCACAAGGCCCCGUGUUCCGGCACAAGUACAACCCCCCAACCCCCGCGCUCUCCUCCGCUCGCGACGAUGAUCACGACGACGACGACGAUGACGAUGUCCACGGCGGUGAUGAGGACCCUCGCACUCUCCACCCUCAGCAGCAGCAGGGCCCACGGUUCUUCCCACCGCGCGAUGCACUACCUCAGGACCCCACCGGCCAGGUCCCCACUGGCAAGGAGGAGGAGGAGGAGGUGGAGGAGUUCUCGGAGGUGCCCGCCGGUGACGGCGACGGGCAGCGGGCUUCCGGCUCAGGCGUGGAAGUCCGCGGGGUCCCCGCGAUGGCGGAGGAAGGCGGCGGUGGCCCGGCGAUGCCACCGCCGCGGCGAGAGCCCACGGCCGCCCCGGGCAGCGACAAGGAAGAGGAGGAGGUGGAGGUGGUGGAGGAGGAGGUGGGGCAGGAGAGGCGCGGCACCGAUCUGGAGGAGUCGCUCAGGAUGCUGGAGCAGGCGGUGGACGAGGCAGGCUCGGACGCCCGAGGAGUGAUGCUGAGGGAAGCGGGCGGCCCCGGGUGGCCGGGGGACAACCUCGGCCUGGGCUCCGUCUCCGGCGUCGCCGUCGACUCCAAGAACAACCUGCACUUGUUUCACCGCGGAGCGCGCGUCUGGGACGGCAGCUCGUUUGACGAGAGGCACGCGUUCCGGCACGGGGAUCGUGGACCCAUCCGUGAGGACACCAUCCUGACCAUCAACCCCGGCACCGGGGAGCUGCUCGGAUCGGCAGGCCGUGACACGUUUUUCAUGCCGCAUGGCCUCAGCGUUGACCCCGAUGACAAUCUGUGGGUCACCGACGUGGCACUGCAUCAGGUGUUCAAGCUGGGCCCCGGGGGACGGGGCCCCGCGUCGAUGGCGCUGGGCGAGCGUUGGCGCCCCGGCGGGGGCGCGCGCCGCCUGUGCCAGCCCACGGACGUGGCGGUGCACCCGCUCUCGCGCCACCUCUACGUCUCCGACGGCUACUGCAACCACCGCGUGGUCCACUACUCGCCCCGCGGGGACUUCCUGGGCGAGUGGGACGCAGAGGGUGGCAGGACGGGCUCGGGCCUGCGCGUACCGCACAGCCUGACGAUGGCGCGCGGCGGCGCGCAGGUGUGCGCCUCGGACCGCGAGAACGGCCGCGUCGUCUGCUUCCACCCGGAGAGCGGGCGGCUCCUCAAGGAGCUCCGGCUCCCGGAGUUCGGGGGCCGGGUGUUCGCCGCCUCCUACUCGCCCGCGCACGGCGGCGUCCUCUUCGCCGUGAACGGAGCCAACGAGCACCACCCCACGCAGGGGUUCAUCCUCGACUUCGAGACCGGGCGCCAGAUCGGCACCUUCCGCCCGGAGCAGGGAUUUGCGGAGCCGCACGAUGUGGCGGUGUCGCCCGACGGCGAGGGCGUCUACGUGGGCGACGUGUGGCUCAACCGCGUCUGGAAGUUCUCGGCUCGCAACGGAAGCACGGGGUCCAUGGCACACGGCGACGCUCCAGCCCACACGGCUCGGCUCACGCUCAACGCCGCUUCGCCAUCACGGAAUCCGCUCGGAGGUGGUGCCGGAGGUGCCGGAGCACCCCAAUUGGCGUCGGGGAAAUCCGGAACCGUCAGCACCGCCGCCGGUGCCGGUGAGGGCGGCGGCGGCGGUGCCGGCACGGCGGCGGUGGGAUCGGCGGGCGCCAGCGGGGGGCUGCGCACGCCGGUGCUCAUCGCGGUGCUCCUCACAGCGCCGGUCGUGGUGCUGGCGCUCGCCGCACUCCUCGUCCGUAUCCGCAAGCACCGCGCCGCGCCAGGGGAGAAGGAGGAACAUCGGGAGGCUGAGUCGUCUCCUGGAGGUUUCCUCGGCUCUCUGAGAGGCAAGAAGAGCGGUGGGAAGUUCGACGUGGGCGCGUGGCUGGCGCGACGGAGGCGGCCCGGCGGCUUCGACCGCCUGCCCAGCGGCGACGAUGACGCCGCCGACAGCGAGGAGGUGGUGGCGGUGGCGGCGGCGGCGGCGGCGCCGGGCGCAGAGCCCGACACGCCGAGCUCCGCCGGGGGCCCCCACGACGAGGAGGUUCCGGCGCCCGCCAAACACUCUCCCUAAGUCGAGGUGUCGCCCCCUUCCCCCCCCUGGCUGCCGCCCCCACCUCCCGCCCUCCCACGUUUUCUUCAAAGUGUACCGGAGAAGCGCACGUGAACCACGUCCCGUAAGACAGGCGACUCGCCGCGCCCGCCGCGUGCCGAACGCGCCCUUUGUUUGAUCCGCCGGUUGACGCACGUCGGCAGGGGAUUCGCAUGCACACGGGGCGCUCGCCGCUCGAACGCAUCGGCGGCAACUCGAAGCGCCUUACCCCGACAUCUCGUCUCAACCAUUCUGACCCCCCCCCCACCCUGCCGCCAGCAACAGCUGUCCCUGUGCGGUGCGAGGUGUACGCAGCACCGGCCCUACCUCGUGGGGCAUUAGUCUGCCAGUAGGGGAGGACGAUUGUAUACAAAUGAGAAUAGGUUUUCCCCUUUUGUCCGGCAACAAAGCAGGUGUUAAGAUGUUAAAACACCAAACUAAAACACCAAACUGAAACCUCGCAUACAAAUGCACGGCUGUGCCGUUAAAUACCGCGGUAGGAAAUGCGCCACGCUUGGAACCCCCGCGCGUCGUUGCGUGCGCGCACUCAGAAGCCGAGCGGUCACCGCGGCCGAUGCUGCAGACGCCGGCUCACCCACGCGAAUCAUUUUUUGACAGGACCCCACACCUGGUUGAAGGAAAAAUGGCCGAGCGGGUGCCAAGACGUUGAGUCGGACACAUUUGUGUUGCUUCUGCAGUGCUACGUAUCGCCUCAUUCGCUCGUAGUGAGUGCUCUUCGUGUUGUCCCGAUGAGGCUACCUACGGCUCGAGGAUUCCACAGCGUAUAUAUCUCGUGAUCGCGUGGCCAAUCAUCGUUGAUUUCGCAUUUCAGUUGCAGUGGCGGGCGGGCGCGCGGUUGUUUCCUCGCCGGCUUUUGAUCGAUGACGUGUGUCCGUGCCAAAGUGGUGUGUGUACUCUCUUUACCUCUGUGUCUCCGCUCGGUGAAAAUGAUGUUCCCGUACGAACCGUGGAAAAGUAAAACCGGUUUAUGAUAAACGUCACCUGUGCAAACA